CUUGGCUCACUAUGAACGCUUGUGUUUCCUGUGCGAGAAGAUCCAUCUGCAACGAAGCCAUGGCAUUCCGAAGCGGCUCUCUCGUUGCUCUCAUCUUCCUUGUAGCAUUGGCUGUCAGUGCCGGCACUUGUUCUGCGGCGAGACCUGAACCCUACGGCGGGAAGAACCUGAACUUCAUCCGCUCUUCCUGCGGCGCGACGCAGUACCCGAGCCUCUGCUUCAGCUCUCUGUCAGCGUACGCGAGCACGAUCCAGAGGAGCCCGGUUCAUCUGGCUCAGGCGGCGCUCUCGGUGAGCCUGACCGGCGCGCGCACCACCGCCGCCACCAUCACCAAGCUGCUCAAAGGCAGCGGGGCCGCGGUGGGCGCCAGGGAGGCGGAGGCCAUGAACGACUGCUUGGAGAACAUGGGCAACUCGGUGGAGGAGCUCCGGGACUCGCUCAAGGAGAUGGGGCAUCUCAAGGGCAAGGACCUGCGGCUCCGCGUCAACGACAUGCAGACGUGGGUGAGCUCCGCGUUGACCGAUGAGAACACUUGCAUGGAAGGCCUUCCCACCACCGCCAGCAUGAAGGUUGGUGUGCGAGGCACCAUCAGAGGCGAGAUCGUGAAGGCCGUGCAGCUGACGAGCAACGCCUUGUCAUUGAUCAACGGCCUCUCCGGCGUUUAGAUUUCCUCUUCUCUACGUUCCAGCUUAAGAGUAAUGGCUAGCCAAGUGUGGAUGGCGAUGUGCGUCAUAUCUCUAAGUUAUAUGGUCUUCUGGUGUGCAUAUACGUAGCAUGGAGUGAAAGCAAUUGCAGUCAUCUGCAUGACAACUUUGCAUCAUCAAGUCUCAGUAAAGGUUGAUAGCCAAUAAAUCUUUCUUAUGACA
Molecule: messenger RNA, 866 nt
Organism: Musa acuminata AAA Group (dessert banana)
Lineage: Eukaryota; Viridiplantae; Streptophyta; Magnoliopsida; Zingiberales; Musaceae
Product: 21 kDa protein-like
Exons: 1
Coding region: 12-665 (217 amino acids)
Biological process (GO): negative regulation of catalytic activity
Molecular function (GO): enzyme inhibitor activity
Source: RefSeq, a predicted model, not a curated record